Messenger RNA from Chanos chanos (milkfish), 2526 nucleotides. It is a transcript of the gene stt3a, whose product is annotated as STT3 oligosaccharyltransferase complex catalytic subunit A. The coding region runs from base 106 to 2223 and encodes 705 amino acids. Gene Ontology annotation, biological process: post-translational protein modification. The record is from RefSeq and is a predicted model, not a curated record. Gene Ontology annotation, molecular function: dolichyl-diphosphooligosaccharide-protein glycotransferase activity. The transcript has 18 exons. NCBI's taxonomy places the organism in Eukaryota, Metazoa, Chordata, Actinopteri, Gonorynchiformes, Chanidae. Gene Ontology annotation, cellular component: membrane.
AGAGGGUUGUGUGUGGGAAAGUGAGUGUGUGUAACAGGAGCCGAGUGGUUGAACUGCCGAUGAAAUAAACUGGUAUUGAGUGUUAGUCCUCCCCGUCGAGCAAAGAUGACCAAGCUGGGCUUCCUGCGGCUGUCCUAUGAGAAACAGGACACGCUGCUCAAGCUACUCAUCCUCUCUAUGGCAGCAGUGCUUUCAUUCUCCACAAGGCUCUUCUCUGUUCUGAGAUUUGAGAGUGUCAUCCAUGAAUUUGAUCCAUACUUCAAUUACCGAACCACUCGAUUCUUGGCAGAGGAGGGCUUUUACAAGUUUCACAACUGGUUUGAUGACCGCGCCUGGUACCCCCUUGGGAGGAUCAUUGGAGGAACAAUUUAUCCGGGUUUGAUGAUCACUUCAGCGGCUUUGUAUCACGUGUUGCACUUUUUCCAUAUCACCAUUGACAUUCGUAACGUCUGCGUCUUCCUGGCUCCCCUUUUCUCCUCCUUCACUGCCAUCGUCACCUAUCACUUAACCAAGGAGCUCAAGGAUGCUGGCGCUGGACUUCUGGCUGCUGCUAUGAUUGCAGUCGUCCCCGGAUACAUCUCGCGUUCCGUCGCCGGCUCGUAUGAUAAUGAAGGUAUUGCCAUAUUUUGCAUGCUGCUGACGUAUUACAUGUGGAUCAAGGCGGUGAAGACUGGCUCUAUUUACUGGUCAUCCAUGUGUGCAUUGGCUUACUUUUACAUGGUCUCCUCCUGGGGUGGUUACGUGUUCCUGAUUAACCUCAUCCCACUUCAUGUUCUGGUGCUAAUGCUCACCGGCCGUUUCUCCCAUCGCAUCUAUGUGGCUUACUGCACGGUCUAUUGCUUGGGCACCAUCCUGUCCAUGCAGAUCUCCUUUGUAGGAUUCCAGCCCGUGCAGUCCUCAGAGCACAUGGCGGCUUUCGGAGUCUUCGGCUUGUGCCAGAUCCACGCCUUUGUUGACUAUCUACGGAGCAAGCUCAACGCCCAGCAGUUUGAGAUUCUGUUUAAGAGCGUUAUUUCCUUGGUUGGAUUUGCUCUGCUCUCCGUCGGUGCAGUGCUCAUGCUCACAGGCAAAAUCUCUCCAUGGACUGGUCGUUUCUACUCCCUGCUGGAUCCGUCUUAUGCCAAAAACAACAUCCCGAUCAUUGCCUCUGUCUCUGAGCACCAGCCCACCACCUGGUCCUCUUACUACUUUGACCUACAACUGCUGGUCUUCAUGUUUCCAGUUGGUCUCUAUUACUGCUUCAACAAUCUAUCUGAUGCAAGGAUUUUCAUCAUCAUGUAUGGAGUUACCAGCAUGUACUUUUCAGCUGUGAUGGUGCGUCUCAUGCUGGUUCUGGCCCCAGUCAUGUGCAUCCUUUCUGGAAUCGGUGUGUCUCAGGUACUCACCACCUACAUGAAAAACCUGGACGUCAGCAGGCCAGACAAGAAGUCAAAGAAGCAACAAGACUCCACCUACCCUAUCAAGAAUGAGGUUGCUAGUGGCAUGAUCUUGGUCAUGGCCUUCUUCCUGAUCACAUACACGUUCCACUCCACCUGGGUGACCAGCGAGGCUUACUCCUCCCCCUCCAUCGUGCUCUCUGCCAGAGGAGGAGACGGCAGCCGCAUCAUCUUCGACGAUUUCAGGGAGGCUUACUACUGGCUAAGACACAACACUCCAGAGGAUGCUAAGGUUAUGUCAUGGUGGGAUUACGGCUAUCAGAUAACAGCCAUGGCGAAUCGAACGAUUCUGGUCGACAACAACACGUGGAACAAUACACACAUUUCAAGAGUAGGCCAGGCCAUGGCGUCCACUGAAGAGAAAGCCUAUGAGAUCAUGCGGGAGUUGGAUGUCAGCUAUGUCUUGGUGAUCUUUGGCGGACUCACCGGAUACUCAUCUGAUGACAUAAACAAAUUCCUGUGGAUGGUGCGUAUUGGCGGAAGCACAGAUACCGGGAGGCACAUCAAGGAGCAUGACUACUACACUCCUACUGGAGAGUUUCGUGUUGACAGGGAGGGAUCUCCUGUGUUGCUUAAUUGCCUCAUGUAUAAGAUGUGUUACUACCGCUUUGGCCAGGUUUACACUGAGGCCAAACGCCCCCCUGGUUAUGACAGGGUGCGCAAUGCCGAGAUUGGUAACAAGGAUUUUGAGUUGGAUGUGCUGGAGGAGGCCUACACAACAGAGCACUGGCUGGUCAGGAUAUACAAGGUGAAAGAUCUUGACAACCGAGGCCUCUCUCGAACGUAAAGAGGAAGCUGAAGACACCGAACAUUCACACACCCUUUUAACACGCAGCACUGAAUGCCUUCCCCCCCAAGAUCAGAUAAUGAGUGUGAAUAAUUUUUAUACUUGCGUUGUAAUGGCAGAAAGAGAUUUUUGUUUCAUACUUUUUUUUUUUUUUUUUUUUUCAGUUUGAUUUACAAAUGUGAGAUUUCAUCUGGAAUGGAAGGACAGGGUGUUAAAUACGUCCAGGCUCCAGUAAAUAAGUAAUUUCUGCUAGCAGUGGCCGGCCAAUUCAUUUGUCUGUGAGCUGUAAAAUAAAUGGAGUGA